Molecule: messenger RNA, 4860 nt
Organism: Cephus cinctus (wheat stem sawfly)
Lineage: Eukaryota; Metazoa; Arthropoda; Insecta; Hymenoptera; Cephidae
Gene: GEFmeso
Exons: 12
Coding region: 287-4597 (1436 amino acids)
Molecular function (GO): guanyl-nucleotide exchange factor activity
Source: RefSeq, a predicted model, not a curated record
UGAUCAGAGCGGUCGCACUUGAGCGUGUUGCCUAAGUUCAGUUGGCCCCGAAGCUUCGCUAUGCUUCAGUCUGUCUCGCGACCUCGCGGCGAAGGGAUGUCGGUUCCUCGGUUUGUCUCUCGCCGAACCUCGUUGCUCCAAGUGAAGUAAAAGAUUCUUAUUUCUGGAGGUACUGUCAAUUGUGACGAGAGUGACAUGUGAUAAGUGUGGUGCUGAGUGCUUCCAAGAGUCGUAAGAGACAGGAAGUCGCUUAAAAGGGAUACGUUUGGCGGAUUUUCUCUACGUCAUGGGGAGCGAGGCCGAUGCAGAGGCUGCUGCUGCCAGUGCUGUCGAUUCUGAUGGCUCUGUUAGUUGGGAAGAUUUUUUUGGCACUUCGACCGAUCUGGUGCCACAGCUUCUUGGUAUGUUUGACGAGUUAGCACGCAGAGGCAAUGGCUACUCCGAUCAUGUUCUACCGUCUACCUGUAACAUCUCCGCUGCCAUUCAGAAACGCUUAAGUCUGGUACCACAUUCCCAUCGUGGCUCCAUAUUUGGUUCCCUUUGCUCCACGGAAUCCAUAGUCGCGAAACCACAACGCGAGGAGACAAUGAACGCCGCGGAAGCUCGAGGAAUCAUGAAAAAUUCCAACAAGAUAGAAAUCACUGUCUCCAAGGAAACUGUCAAGAGGGAAGACGAUCGGUGCGAAGGAUCCUUGAUGAUAAAUGGACGUAGUAUCAAGUCUGCCGAUGAGAAACCUUCGUAUCGACGCGAGGCAAACGGUCUGGCACCGUUGAGGUACAACAGGAGAUGUCGUCCCGCAGGACGACCUCUUUCAGGAAGUUCCAUAGCCUCGAGUACAUCGUCCAGUGGAUGCAGCAAUCAAGGAAAUCCAUGUGCGGCCAAUCCUUAUUUAGCGUCGGUAGAAUCAUUGGCCGAUACCUGUGCCAGUUCUCAAGGAUCUGGUGACAGUGGAGUCGUUACUGUUUCUGAUGUUAAUUGCCGAAUCGGUAACAAUGGCGAUAGUCAAAGAAGAGACAGUGCUGAGGUCGAGUCUCCGUUACACCAUAGACCUCGUUAUUGUGAUUCUCAUCGCAAUCCCGUUGAGAGGGUACUCCUUGAGAUUGUUGAUACAGAAGCUAUUUAUGUUGAGCAUCUUCGUCAAGUUAUACAGGGCUAUCUUAUAUUUUGGAGGGACGACCCUGCCUCUUUAGUCCAUCAAUUGCAACUCAGUGAUUUGUUUAGUAAUAUCGAGGAUAUUUAUGAGUUUAACAGGGAGUUUCUUAAGGAAAUAGAAAAAUGCGGCUUGGAUCCUGUUUGCGUUGCUAAUACCUUUAUCAAGCAUAAUACUGGAUUUAAAGUUUAUACAGAAUAUUGUACUAACUACCCAAGAACGGUGUCUGUACUGACUGAUCUCAUGGGUCAAGAACAUACUGCGGGUGCUUUCCGAGAAAGACAAGCAGCACUAGGUCAUGCAUUGCCACUUGGUUCAUUUUUAUUGAAACCUGUGCAAAGGAUUUUGAAAUACCAUUUACUGUUACAGAACCUAUCAAAAGAGUAUGGUGCAACUGGCGAGGAAGAAGUGAAUGAAGCUGAGGGCAGAGAUGCAAUCGAUGGUGCUUUAGCUGCUAUGACAGGCAUCGCAAAGCAUAUUAAUGCAAUGAAAAGACGACACGAGCAUGCGGUGCGCGUUCAAGAAAUUCAGUCACUCCUGUAUGGAUGGCCAGGUCCUGAUCUCACUACUAGUGGCGAAUUAGUGGCAGAGGGCAGAUUCCGCAUGCGAGGUGCCAAAGCUCCGCGACACGCCUUCCUCUUCGACCGUAUGUUACUUCUUACUAAAAAGAAAGAGGAUGGUCUACUGGUCUAUAAAGCUCACAUUAUGUGUUCAAAUCUUAUGCUGAUUGAAAGUAUACCGGGGGAGCCAUUAAGUUUUCACGUUAUUCCUUUUGACAACCCACGUCUGCAGUACACUUUACAGGCUCGCAAUUUGGAACAAAAAAGAGAGUGGACGUUACAAAUCAAGAGGGUCAUCCUUGAGAAUUAUAACGCAGUAAUACCUUCGCAUGCCAGACAGUUAGUAAUGCAACUUGGGCAAACACAACCAGAAGAAGAUGCGUUGGCAGACAAGGGUUCGGCAAAGAAGCAACACUCGGCGCCACCGGAGUAUCUUGAGAAGAGAAAGCAAGAAAGGGAGCGGAGAAGAUCUGAAACAAUGUUUAGGCAAAAAUUGAAGAAGGGUAGCAGGAAGUUAGAAUCUAAUACAGCUUCUACCGAGGACUCACCGGCCUCAACCCGUAAGAAUCAAUCCGAAGAGUCCAUCAACCAUGGCUGUAGGGAUCAGAGUCUGAAUAGAUCGUCUGACGGUCGUGCAUCUAAGGUCAAAGAUCGUUUUGCAAGUUGGAGAAGAAAGUCUGAACCCGGAUUCCAGUCGUACGUGUCCUUGACCCAAUCGGAUGACGAACAAAAAGAUGAUGCGGUUGACACCGAAACUACGACUGUCGAAACUGAGUGUACAAUAACGAAUGACGAAGACAAUACGACUCUUCUCCAUAGCAAUAACUCUCCGGCAUCAGAAACCAAAGAUAACAAUGAACAAGUUCAAGCGCAGACUGUGGAGGAAAUAGUCGGACACAUACUAAUGCAAAAUCGCGAAUUCCAGAAGUUGCUUGAGAAACAGCGCACUAACAGUAACAUAAAUGUCAGGCAGCAGCAACGUUUCAAUAAACAUAUUUCCGCCGAUUCGUCAGACGAGAGUGAGACUGAAAAUACAAACUACGUUACGGAAUCAGCUAAUAACAACAGAGGAGGCCGAGUGCGUUCAUCACGACGUGAACAACGGCUGGUCAGGGUGAAUAACGCUUGGAAUUCACUAUCACCUACGCCACCGCGGGACAGCCAACCUGCUCUACGAUUACGCUAUGACAACCUUCGUGCAGAAGGUGAAAAGUCGCCGGAAACCACAACCAAAAAUCGUUCUAAUCGUGUUCAAGAGAAAAGGGCCAUCUUCGAGGCUUUCAAGAGACAAAGUAUCGUUACUGAGAGUAAAAUCAUUAAGACGGCUCUCAGGAUACGUGAGAAUUCGAACUCUAGUACCGAGGACAAUGCCCAAGCUGAAAGACUGCAAGACGAAGGUCAAAGUGUAGAGGAAACUACUGAGACUAGUAAUACCACAGUUCAGGAUACAGAAGAAUCCAAGGGCUUUGGGAAUUAUGACAAUUUGCAACAUGUCUGGGAGGGUCUGCAAGAGCAACAGGAUAUAGAUGGCGUCAAUGACAGUCCUACUCGACCUGCUGUUUGGUUGACAAAAUUGUGUGAAGGAUUACCAACGUCUCCGCAAAAAUGUGGGUCGCUGCCACGCAGCUUCCAGAUGCAUCCAAAUUCCCAACCUGACGUUACCAAGCCUCGAUUUUUACAAAGGGAUGGAAAACCAAUGAGCGAACGUCCUUUUACAAUAGCUUCGGAUAAACCUGCAGAAAUUAAUUUGGAAGAUAUGGAGAGAUAUGCUUCUGCCUGUCAACCGGAAGGAAGAAUCGCUAAAUUUCCAACUUCUAACUCGUCAUCCACUUCCACGUUCUUUUAUUCUCUCGACGACUCUCUUACGGAUGCUUAUUCGGAAAUUCAAAUUUCUAAUACCUCUGCUAAUAUACAUCCGGAUCAUAAGAUUUACAGAGCAAACGGACAUGGUGCUACGUUGUUUAGGAAUGUGUUAUCCAAAGCUGGCAGUCGUCUACAAGGUUUACGAACAACUGUGAGUACAGAAACGUUAGAAUGCAGCGAGGAACUUGAGAGAACAAAGUAUUUUCGUACUCUAAGUAAUGGGAAGAGCAAGAAGAAAGGUAAGACGAGAAGUUCAAGAGAAUCUUCGUCGGAUGUGGAAGAGAUCGUUGGCUGCGUGACAGGUGGAAAUUCACCUUCGAGAAUUCCUCCCUUGUAUUACAAGCAGGGUAGUUCCGGUAUGGGUGCACGUAUUGCCCAAUCAGAUUAUGCUGAUCCGGCGACACUAUUUGCCGAAAACAAACGGGCGGAACACAUCACAGAGAAUCCGGAAACGCAAGAGGAUGAGAGACAAGAAGAUGAGCCUGAGGAAAUGACGGCCGAGAGAUCAAAGCAUCGCGAAACUGAGACUGACAGCUUUUAUGAGAAAUCUUUUGAGACUAUUGAGAAUUACGUGGAUGCGGACGUUGAUGAGGCUUUUCGGGACAGUGCAAUAUUUAGUGAUGUUGAUGAAGUGCUCUCCAUUAAGUCACCGGUCAUUCUGACACAGUCAAUAAUAGCUCAAACAAAACCCAAAGUUGCUCCACCCGUUCCGGCUAAAAAGAAAUCAGAUUUGCUGGUGAAUCCAAAACCAAAACCGAAUGUCGCUCAAAAACCGGACUACUUAAAGUUAAGAGCAAAAAUAUUGAAAAGUCAAGAUGAGUCAGAGUGGUCCAGUGUGAGUAAAUUAUCAGUGAAUAGAGACCCCAUACAGAUUACAGGAGGUGCAUGUUAUGAUUCGCAGAGUCAUGAGAAUAAAGAUACCUUCUUAGUACAGGAGGAUAGAGACGAUGUUUCUGCAGGUCAAAGCAGAGCUGGCUGGGUACGAAAAAUGGUCGGUCAACUGCAGGGCAACGUUGAAACGUGAUUUUAUAUUAUUUUAAAGUGUCUCAAAUUAGCUCUGAUCAUUUUAAAUAUUACUGUUACGUGUCGAAGUACGAGAAGAGUGUCUCGCUAUGAAUUUAAAGUGAUUGUUUGUUACGAGUCAUUAGUUAAAAUUUUGAGUGUUAUUGUCUGAAUGAAUAAUUCAUCAUUCAAACCAUAUUAAAUGGAACGGUGGUCAAUAAUAAAUAUAUAACAUGUAAAUCCAUUAAAUGUUUUAACCUAACAUAAAGUUCAUUCACAAAACUA